Messenger RNA from Didymella exigua CBS 183.55, 1961 nucleotides. RefSeq names its product carbohydrate esterase family 9 protein. Gene Ontology annotation, molecular function: N-acetylglucosamine-6-phosphate deacetylase activity. The transcript is spliced from 2 exons. The record is from RefSeq and is a predicted model, not a curated record. Lineage: Eukaryota; Fungi; Ascomycota; Dothideomycetes; Pleosporales; Didymellaceae. Gene Ontology annotation, biological process: N-acetylglucosamine catabolic process. Bases 354 to 1670 code for a protein of 438 amino acids.
GCCCUAAACGCGCAACGGUCUGUGAUAAGCCUCAAGAGACCAUUGCUGUGUCACAUCGUUUGCGGCACCCAGUGAACCUGCGUGUACACGAGGCGUGCGCUUUUGGCGGCAUCCAGCGGCAUCGUGACAGAAGCUUGCACCCGCUCGUGAUAGCGACUGGCGUCAUAGUAACUAAUGGUGUAGAUCCUCGAGUCUCAUUAAUACCACAGCAUGUGCGCCAUUCUUCUGAGGGUUGUUGAGCUUUGUCUCAAUCGCGCUCCCUUCCCUUAUCCGGUCAUUGCCUCGUCCUCUUUCCCUUGCUUUCGACCCGAUAGCUCACUGUUUGGGCUCCUGCAGGCCCAACACGACACACGAUGCCGUCGCUAGUUACCGCAAAUGGCAACUCGGGCUUUGCACAGAGAGAUCUAGGCGUGACAAAGUUCACCAACUGCUUGCUAGUCAAGGGUGAUGACCUGGUCAACGAGGAUCUUUGGGUCAGCUCCACCAGUGGCAAGAUCUUGAAUGGACAAAAGCUCCUGUUCGAGCAUAGGACUGCCCCUGAUCAGAUUGUUGACCUUGGUGGCCGUAUUUUAUCUCCAGGGUUCAUCGAUACUCAACUCAAUGGCGCCUACGGAUUCGACUUCUCCGUUAUCCCAGAUGAGGGUGCUGCAGCCUAUGGUAAGGGCGUGCUUAGUGUCAACAGAAGUCUCAUUACGACGGGCGUAACGUCUUACCUGCCGACAAUGACCUCACAGCGCCCACAAGUCUAUCAUAAGGCACUACCAUACUUGGGGCCAUCAGGCAGCGCUCGUGAUCCGUCCCAUGGAUCCGAAUCCUUGGGCGCUCAUUGUGAGGGUCCUUUCCUGAACCCAACGAAGAACGGCAUUCACAAUGCCGCUGUCUUGCGUGAACCGGCGCGUGGCACUUCGGACUUAGCCGACUGCUACGGCUCCGCUCAUAUCGGACACUCAUCGCCUAUCAAGCUUGUUACUCUGGCACCAGAGCUCCCAGGAGCUAUCUCUUGCAUCCAUGCACUUGUAGAGAGCGGCAUCCGAGUCUCAAUCGGCCAUUCGGAGGCUACGUAUGAAGAAGCCAAGUCGAGUGUCAAGGCAGGUGCAAGCAUGAUUACGCACCUCUUUAACGCCAUGCGUCCUCUCCACCACCGUAACCCAGGUAUUUUCGGCCUGUUGGGCACACCAUCUUCCUCCAUACAUAAACCAUACUUCGGCAUCAUCGCAGACGGCAUUCAUUUGCACCCUACAUCUAUCAAGAUCGCAUGGAAUGCUCACCCAGAAGGGCUGAUCCUUGUCACGGAUGCCAUGCGUCUGGCUGGAAUGCCAGAUGGUACAUACGACUGGACCAACGGGUCGCGCAUCAUCAAGCAGGGUCCACUGCUCACGCUGGAAGAAAACGGCAAGAUUGCGGGCAGCAGCAUUCAGCUUGUGGAUUGUGUGUCGAACUUCUUGAACUGGACUGGUGCGAACGUACCUGAGGCAUUGAAAGCAGUUACGGAGACGCCGGCAAGGAUGCUAGGCAUGGAAGAUGUCAAAGGCACACUGAAGGAGGGUGCCGAUGCAGACUUGGUGGUCUUGAGCCUGGAAACUGGUACAGUGGGUAGUGAGAAGAAGAUUGUGGUCGAUCAGGUCUGGAAAUUCGGUACGAAGGUUUUCGAUGUUGCAUCCAAGGUUUGAUCGCAGGCGUGGCUCGGUUGCGGGCAAGGAUGAAAUCUACACUCGUCCUCUACCUAAUCAAGAAGCCAUUGACGACUGUUGUGCAUAUCUGGACCUCGAUCCGUAUUUCAACUGUAGACUCGCAGAUGUUUGUUCAUCAGGUAAACAAUCAAUACUUGAUGCGAGGCAGAACGCCCGAGUCAUAAGCACGUGAGCGCCUGUCACGGCCGUGCUCGCAGAUAGCUUAGCGCGUUCGAUGAUAUCAUUCUUUCGACUGGCCGCCUAGAGUGUGGCAGUCAUCGCUUUGUUGCA